Messenger RNA from Salvia miltiorrhiza (redroot sage), 1207 nucleotides. Its product is annotated as zinc finger protein 1-like. NCBI's taxonomy places the organism in Eukaryota, Viridiplantae, Streptophyta, Magnoliopsida, Lamiales, Lamiaceae. The transcript has a single exon. The record is from RefSeq and is a predicted model, not a curated record. Bases 345 to 1004 code for a protein of 219 amino acids. Gene Ontology annotation, molecular function: DNA-binding transcription factor activity.
UUUUAAAUUCAUACGGUAUAACUUUAUUCCAUAGAGUGUGAGUGAGUGUAUAUACAUGCACACAAAACAUACUCCAAAAUAUGAAAUCAAAAAUGUCCACGCAAAUAUUAAGUCGUGUUUGGCUAUGCGUGUACGCAGUUUGAUCAUACGGAGUCCAUAGAUACGUGCAGAGUACACAUCUACACUUCUAGUGAUUUCCGCCCACCGCCAUUGCCACGUCACCACCCCGACCCUUACCUUAUAUAAACGUGAUUCGAUUCCCCCCCAAACUCAAACUUCACACGCACGCUCAUCACAUCGCACCACAAAUUCACUUUUCUACUUUCACUGUUUCAAAUUCCACCAUGUCUCUCGAAGCUCUCAAUCCCGCCGCGCCGCCCCACCGCCGCUUCGACGAUUACGGCUGUAGGCGAGCCAAGCGCUCUAAGCGCGUCUCAGAUGACGAGUACUUGGCCGGCUGUCUCGUUGCGCUACGAAGCGGCGGCGAACCCUCUUCCUCCAAAUCCUCUCCUUCGUCGACGGAUCGGAUUUACAAGUGUAGCGUGUGCGGCAAGGGCUUCCAGUCGCACCAAGCUCUCGGCGGCCACAAAGCCAGCCACCGCAGCAAGCCACCGACAGUCGCAGUCGCCGCGGAGGAGGAGAGGAAGCCGUCGUCGAAUUCGACAUCCACCGCCACGACCGACGCCUCAAAUGAUCAGCCGGCUCCUGGUCCCCACAGGCUUCACGAAUGCUCCACCUGCGGCAGGAGCUUUCCCAGCGGCCAAGCAUUGGGCGGCCACAUGCGGAAGCACUACGGCGGCGUCAUCGGCGGUUCUAAAAGUGCCGUGAAUUCUUCUGACGGUGGCAACGGUGACGGAUUCAGUGUUGUCACGUCCUUCUCCGGCAGUGGCGCUGUCAGCUGCUCCUACGGUGACGGCGACGGCGAUGACGUCACUGCGGUUCCGCGCAAUUUGGACUUGAAUUUGCCAUCCCAAGAAGAACUUGAUUUAGCGCUCAAGUUGUAGAGUUUCCUUUUUUAUUUUCCCCUUUUCCCCCCUUUUUUUUGUGAGGAAAUGGUUGGGAAUUUUAGGCUCUUCACAAUUUUAGUCACUUUUCAGCAGUAUGGAGAUUCACAUUUUCUUGAUAAGUAAAUAUUUCCAUGUUCAUGUUUUAUUUUCUAGAUUCUGUUGCUUUUUUUCACUAUGUACCUAUUAGAAAAUUGCUCCUA